Gossypium raimondii (Peruvian cotton) is the source of this 1373-nucleotide messenger RNA. Its product is annotated as E3 ubiquitin-protein ligase ATL6. Bases 111 to 1259 code for a protein of 382 amino acids. The transcript has a single exon. The record is from RefSeq and is a predicted model, not a curated record. NCBI's taxonomy places the organism in Eukaryota, Viridiplantae, Streptophyta, Magnoliopsida, Malvales, Malvaceae.
AGCUUCAAGUCCAACUAUCGACCCACGCGCCCCCACUUUCCAUCCACCUUUCCUUUAUCGCCUCUCAUUUAAAACCCAUCGAUCCCUUUUUUCUCCUCACUCUUCUCACCAUGUUCUCCACCGCCAAACAUGGAAUCGUUUUCGUUCUUUUCCUCCUCCUUUUCCUCUCUCCGCCUCCCUCCACCGCUCAACCUACCGACCCGAACAACGACCGUUACCCUUACGCCCGUUUCACCCCUUCCAUGGCCAUCAUCGUGGUUGUCUUGAUUUCCGCUUUGUUCUUUAUGGGUUUUUUCUCUAUUUAUCUUCGGAACUGCUCCGAAGCCAACGCCAACGGAAGCGUCGUCCGCCCUUUCAAUGGCGAAACUGGGCGUUCUCGCCGUGGGAUGCGUGGGCUUGAGCCGUCUGUGAUCGAGACUUUUCCCACCAUGGUUUACUCCGAAGUGAAAGUUCAUAAGAUCGGGAAAGGAGCUUUGGAGUGCGCAGUUUGCUUGAACGAGUUCGAAGAUGAGGAAACGCUGCGUUUAAUCCCCAAAUGCGACCACGUUUUCCACCCUGAUUGUAUCGACGCUUGGUUGGCUUCUCAUACUACCUGCCCCGUUUGUAGAGCUAAUCUCGCUCCUCAACCCGGUGACCCUCUGAGCCAACCCGCCGAGUUGGAUAACACCACCACCGAGUUGGACCUCGAGGCUCAGAACCACGACGAUGACUCAGAACUGGAAGAAGAAAGGAGGAUAAAUCCUAAUAAUAUUAACUCCGAUGCGGAGGCUCAAGUUGCACCGGAAGUUGAAGUAAUUGACUUGAACCGAACUUUAAAUAGGAACCGGACACGCGGAUCAAUAUCAAGCCGAACACGUAAGUUCUUUUUCCUGCGAUCUCACACAACCGGACACUCUUUGGUCCAACCAGGUGAAAACACAGACCGGUUCACUUUGCGAUUACCGGUUGAUGUUCGAAAACAGUUAAUAAACCGAAAGUUAAAUCGAGCAACGAGCUUGGUGUUGCCUAGGGAAAGAAGCUCACGGCGAGGAUACCGAACCGGAGAAGACGGUGGGGGAAGUAGUAGAGGAAAGCUUUUUCGAUCACUUGACAAAUCUGAUGGCGGAGUCAAGUCGGACCGGUGGGUGUUUAGUAUGACACCACCGUUUUUUAGUAGAGUAUCUUCCACGAAGUCACCAAAGGUAACAGCUAAUAAUGGCGAAGAUACCUCAAGUUCGCCGGUUGAACCAGCGGGUGACUCAAGCCGUCCUCCGGUUUAAUGUUGUUUUAAAAAAUCUUCAUUAAAUGCUAUAAUUAAUUUUUCUACUUAAAAGCGACGGCAUUUGUGUAGAUAUGAACCCUAUCAAUGCAAUGCUUAUUUAAUCAUUUUGGUA